Molecule: messenger RNA, 1917 nt
Organism: Mucor velutinosus
Lineage: Eukaryota; Fungi; Mucoromycota; Mucoromycetes; Mucorales; Mucoraceae
Exons: 2
Coding region: 1-1917 (638 amino acids)
Cellular component (GO): nucleus
Source: RefSeq, a predicted model, not a curated record
AUGAUGGACACAGCUACCAACAGCACCAAUGAAGCUAUUGCAAUAGACACAUCUUUCAACACAGGCUUUCUAAAGACUUCAUCCAAGAACUACCUACCUACUGGAACACCCACCAACGCCAAUGCUUUUUCGAGACCUCGUGUGAUUCAAUGGGACCCUCACAUGGGCACAGAUCAAUCCACCAUUACUGUUGUACUCGAACAAGCAAUCUCUGAUGCCUCCGCCUCCUCCACACCGACCUUGAACGACGAAAUUCAUCCCAUGAAAUUGGUAUUUGGCAGACUGGUGGUCGAGACAAACCAGCAACAGCAACGCGCUCCUACUGCAUCUCCUAAUAGCACGCUCAAUAGUCAAUUGGUCUGGAUUACAUUGGUGGCUCGUGUACCCAGAUUCGAGGAAACUCAAAUAGGACAUGGCAACCAAGUUCCCUUAUCCAUUUGCGUGUAUGACAGUAGACACAGUGACACAGCUACCGAUCAUUGGGAUUUUGGCGUAUUUACCUACAACAGUAAAUCAGGAGCUGCAGCAAGGAGGGAAGAGGGUUCAUCAUCAUCAGCAGCAGCAGCAGCAGCAGGAGAAGACUCCAUAGAUACGCUACAAGGAAAGAAAAGAGGGGCUCCUCCCAAUGACCAAGACUUUGGUAGUAACAAGAGACCCCACACUACAAGCCUCCAACAAGAAGACGACGACCAGCUCUUUAAUCAACUACUAGCUCCAUUCGAUGAUUCACCAGGCAAAACAACGUCCGAUACGAGUACCAUGCCAUCACUGCAACACCCACAGCACCAGCACGGACGUCCAUCUCAAGCCAUUGCUCCUCACCCAUCUCCUUUAAACUAUUCUCCUUCAGACACAGCAGGCAAUGCAUUCACCCAACCUAACCCUUAUUCCAAUUCUGCUGGCAACACUAGCGUAAAUGAUUAUCCCCAUCCUGUCAAUAUACAGCCUUCUCCUAUGCAUCAGUUGGGUUACAAUGCUUAUCAAAGUAGCACUUUUACCAAUUACCCCUCUCAACAACAACAACCACCACCACAAGGAAACAAUACUUCCUCCGCCGCUGCCGCCGCCGCCGCCGCCUCCUCCUCCGCGUCUUCCUCCUUGGUUUCAGCCUCUGCCAUGUACCCCAACUAUCCACAACAGACCAUGUUCAGCUCUCAACCAGUACAGGCGUCGCAGCAGCCAUCACACAGUAUGAUGAUGUCCUCCAUAUCAAGUAAACCAACAGAUGCAUCUGAAUUAGGAGGAGGCGGUAUGACAACGCCCAUGACAGCAGCAGCAGCAGGAGCAGUAACGGAGUAUCCAUUUGCAGGUGUCCUGAGUAAGGCCAAUCUCAAGAUUAUGGGAGACAUGAUGGAAAUGACAUGGCAUUGGUCACAAGAAGAAUGGACCAACGGACGUCGCUUGGUGCAGUUUUGGAGAAGGCAACGCGCAGCAGGAGAGACCAGCCAGCAAAAAGAUAAUCAAGUAGAAUGUGGGUUUGAGGCUAUUGAACAAGAGGCCUAUCAGCAGCAACGUAUACGUGAAAACUUGGCUGCUCAAAAAGACGGCACACAAAAGAAAUCAUCGCCCUUGGUUAUUUCCUGCAUCUACUGGCGAGAACGCAACGACUACUACAUUACCUCUGUAGAUUGCAUCUAUCUGUUGGAGGGCCUGAUUGGCGUUCAGUUUACAGUAGAGGAAAAGAAUCGUAUAAGACGUAAUUUGGAAGGGUUCAGGCCGUUGACUGUCAGCAAAUGUAAACCAGAGUGUGCGGAUUUCUUCAAGUUGAUCAUGAGUUUUCCUCACCCUAAACCGCGCAACAUCGAGAAGGAUGUCAAGGUGUUUUCUUGGAAAUCGUUGCCUAGUGCAUUGACUAAAAUCAUCAGAAAAUAUACGCCCAGUUACAGCAGUACAGUGGUUGCGAAUGUGAAUCAAUAA